Dunckerocampus dactyliophorus (ringed pipefish) is the source of this 2910-nucleotide messenger RNA. It is a transcript of the gene lactbl1a, whose product is annotated as lactamase, beta-like 1a. The record is from RefSeq and is a predicted model, not a curated record. NCBI's taxonomy places the organism in Eukaryota, Metazoa, Chordata, Actinopteri, Syngnathiformes, Syngnathidae. The transcript is spliced from 7 exons. Bases 509 to 2179 code for a protein of 556 amino acids.
UUUGUUUGUGUGAUAUGUGUUCGCCUAUGCUUAUGACCGCCACCUACAGGCGUAAAAAUAAAAUACAUGCGUUUAGGUUUGUUCAGUCUUGACUGACAUACAAAUCACCCUACAUGAAUUUAGCGAUUUUGCCAUUUAUUAUUAAUAAUAUUUAGAGUAUAUCUGACCACAUAAAUACAGUACUCCUUCCCGCCCUUCUUCGCUAGUAGUGCACUGUAUUCCAGAGACCCUCAGUGGAUUUGACUGUUCAGCGGCUCCUUAAAGAUUAUGAUGUCACUGUAGAGUUUCAAAGAGCAUCACAGGGAUCACAAUCAAGAUUAAGUGCAAAGGGGCAGAGUGUGUGAAAGGGAAGUACUAAGGAGAAGUGGCAGCAUUGGCUUCCACACAGGCCUGUAGGAUUUAUCUUUGUGGACCUUCCAGGAAAUAUCACAACUUUUGCUGUGUACAAAAUGAAGCUGGUCCUUUCUUUGAUUGUCCCAUCUAUCCAAACCAAGCUUUCAUAAGCAAGAUGAAGGUAAAAUGGACCAUGUUGGGCAUGGUUGUUUUUUUCCUGCUCUCUGUGGUUAUGACCUUUUGCUUCAUUUGGCAAUACAGGAUACCAAAGUUGAAGACAGUGUCUUCAAAAGAAGCACCAGUUGAAGAGAUGUGUCCACGUUAUCCCGAGCCGGUGCCCCUCAAACAUCCCAUCAUAUCAUUAAGGGUGGCUUUAGAGAAGGUUGAUCUUCUCCUGAGGACCAGUGUUGAUCGGACUAAGCUUCCAGCGCUGUCUGCGAUUUUAGUUUUAAAUGACUCUGUUCUGUGGAUUGGUAAUUUUGGGAAGAAGAACAUUAGUGACCCUGUAUCAACUGCGCCCAAUGAGUAUACAGUGUACAGAAUUGCAAGCCUCUCCAAGAUUUUUCCCACUCUGAUGUUGUACAAGCUGUGGGAAGAAGGACUCGUGGGCUCUCUGGAUGACUGUCUGGAGAAGUACGCAGACAACUUCACCAUCAAAAAUCCACUUGGAAGAAGUGGGGAGUCAGCAUCCUCCCCAGUCAAGACCUUCAACAGACGUUUACCUGCAAUUACCUUGCGAAGGAUGGCCAGCCACCUCUCUGGAUUACCCCGAAGAUUAAGGUCAACUAAUCUCCUUUGGAGUGGAGACACCCAAGCAGCCCUUAAUUUGUUACAGGACGAUGUCCUUGUUGCAGAUCCUGGAACAAAAUGCCACUAUAGCAAUGUUGCCUUUUCCUUACUGGCCAACGUCUUGGCCCCGGAGCUGACUGGAAUGGACUUUGAGAAGUGGGUUUUCCAUAAUAUUUUGGAUCAGCUCGGCAUGGAGAACACUGGUUUCGACAUGACUCCUGUGAUUCAGAGGCAGAUGGCAGUGGGUGUCUAUAGCAAUGGUCAGCCUGCACCCCUCUACAAUUUGGGCUGGUAUCGACCCGCAGGUCAGAUGUUCUCCACAACAGCAGACAUGGCCAAACUUAUGAUGGCGCUCCUGGGCUCAUACAGCAGGACGCUACUCCGAAAGGACACCCUGAACACCAUGCUUUCCUCGCUUUUCCAAUGCCAGAGUGGCUACUUUGCCAACUACACGGGCACACCAUGGGAAAUCAACCAGCACCUGGGCUAUGACGUGGUGAGAAAGGAUGGCGACUUGGAUGGCUUUGCAGCCACUCUCUCCCUUGUGCCACGACUUAAAUUGGGACUGGUGAUAAUGAUGGCUGGAGUCAGACCGUCGGACAAGGACUUAGUGAGCAGGAUCUACAGCCAUCUCAUCCCUGCACUGGAAGGUGCAUUCAGGGAUGCUGAACUCACUCUCAGACCACCACCUGACCCAGCUCCUUAUAUAGGCUUUUUCACUUACAAAAAUAUGACUUUCUAUGAGAUUAAAGCAGGAUCAGACGGGGUUUUGGUCAUGCAGCAAUUUGGACCACCGGUGGAGAAAAGUGUUCCAUCCAAUUAUCAAACCAUCCACCUUGAGUACCUUCAGGAUAGGGUGUUCAGAGUGGUAUUCAAGAGACCAUACCCUUGUAAGUUAACGUUCAACAGUGCCUCGGUCUCCCUCGAGACACAAGACAGACAGCUCUUUAAUUUUUACCUCUUCAACAAGAAAGGUGUUUCGCCAGGUUUUGAUUCGCCAGGACUCAACACAUACAGGGUUAGGCGCAUAGCCAGCAGACCAUAUUUUACCACAUGAAGACAGAAGGUUGUCAUGGUAACAAGCAGAGGCGGGACGAAGUCAGUGUUUUGCAAGUCUCAAGUAAAGAUGCGCAAGUCCAAGUCAGUUCUCAAGUCAAGACAAGACAAGUCGAGUCAAGUCCGAAGUCAUAGGCUUGAAAUUUUUGAGUCCUUACAAGUCAUAAGCACGGUUAAAUUGUACCAAAUGAAAUACCAUGACCUUGGAAUUUGCAAAUGCAAAUUAAAUGAUCCUCGGUUGCAUGUUGUCACAUUCCGGUGUUAAUCACUGCCACUCUCAAAGAAAUGUAAACCACAUCCACAUUGUUUAUUCUUGAGAGACUGGGGGAAAAUUUGGUGUCCUACUGGAAAUGACAUAACGGUCACAUUCAUUGCAUACAUUGACUGGAGACACAUUUUACUCAACAUAACAACAUACUCACUGAAAAGUAUUUUUAGGUCAUCAGACCAAAGUCCGAUUUAUUCAUGUGAUGAUAUUGUCGAGUCCAAAGUCAUCAAAAUUGUGACUUGAGUACACACCUCUGGUAACAAGUGGGUCAGUCAUCCAUCUGCCCAUCCUGUUCGGGGUCAUGGCAGAUGACUACACCCUGGACUGAUUAGGUGGUGAUUGGUCUUAGUUAAACUGCAUGACAGUCAGCCAUGUGAACCACUACACUACCAAUGGCCGUGUGAGUCUUUGAGUGCUCACCUAUGUCUGCUUUAUUUCAUAGGUAAAAAAAAAAUAGUGGGCCC